AACAAAAAAUGGAGGCACGAGUUAUGAAAAAUAAAAAAGAUGGCCAUUUAUGCGCUAUUCAGGAUAUAUGCAGGACUGGAGAACAUUGUUUAGAAGUUGAUGCCGCCAAAUACCUUUGUAUUUGUGAUCCGUUUGGCAACGCGACUAAAGGUUGUGUCAAUAAAGAAAGUCUCAACGCUUCCACGGUGGCGCAAGCUAAAAAAUAUAGGAAAGAAAUGAAAGAAAAAGAGAUUUAUGCUAAAGAGAUGGAAUUUUUAGCUCCCAAUUUUAUCUCUGCAAAGGACGAAUCCAAUGAGGACGAAAAAGAAGAUUUCAAGGUGAAAAUAGCAUCAGGAGAAGUUUCAAGCUUAACUGGGUUUGAAAAUUGCAGAAAAUGUUCCCUACGAGGUUCCGAGUGCUUAGUGAUAGGGGAUUUGAUUAAUUCAACUUUGUGUUUAUGCUUGCCUGGGUAUAACGGAGAAUUUUGUCAGAAUAAAGUGUCUUCCCUCAAGAUAAUAUGGCAAAACAGGGGUAGCUUGUAUUUCUAUAUAGGUAUCAUGGCAUCUUUAACGUUGGCAAUUCUCAUCGUUAUCAUGAUAAUGUUUUGUUGGCGCAAAAGAAAAAGGGAUAAUUCUGGUAGACAUCGAAACCACAAAUCCUAUCCAAAAUCAAAAUGCCAUUCUGCAAUUUCCUCUUUUCUUGCUCUGAACAAUAUCAAGCCCAAGAAGAAAUCUCGCGGGAGUUACAAAAAACUUAAAAGCAACAAAAAUGAAGAGCACUCUUUCCUCAAUAAAAGAACUUCCGCCGAUUCCGCUUUUACCUUAAAUUCUUUUUCAACCCUCAGCGAUAUAGGUGAGAAUAAUUGGGACGAAAACCCUAAUUUUUACAAUAAGCCGCUCCGUAAAAAAACUUACAGGGGAAUUCACAAGGAACGCUACGUUACCGAACCCUUUAAGGAAGAUGAAUUAUCCUUACAAUCUUAUUCAGAAGAUAUAGUGGAAUACAAGGCUCAACCACCAUCAAGAACUUUCAAAGGUUUGAAAUUGAACAAAAAUUUAGAAAAUGGUAAUAAAACGCGUAGUAGUAGAGCCAGCAACGGUAGCAGAAAUCGCUCCAAGACGAGUUUGAUACCUAAUGAAAAUAAUAAUAAUAAUGGUAACACACAUGAGUAUAUCCCCGUAAUUAAGCUCUCCAACGAGAGCAUAAAACUCGCCUAUCCCGAAAAUAUAAAUAAUUCGGGACUAAACGGCACCAUAGCUAAUAGUGUGAACGUAGAUUCCAAGAAUGCUAUCCCAACCGAACGGCCAUCUAAUAACAAAUUACUAUAUCAUCCUAUACUGACCGACGCCAUAUUCCCUCAACCUAUAAAUCAAAACAAGAUUUACAAUAACAAUUAUUCCGCCAUAACUCUAAACGAAAACAAUAGUUUGAUAAAUACCGAAUAUAAUAAAAGUUAUAAUACGUUGCCUAUGAACGGUAACGAUUCUUUCGGAAAGACCUCUAUAGUGUUUAACAGGAAAGGUGAACCUCUUACGCCGCCUUACCCGUUUAUUAAACAUCAAUAGUUUAUGUUUGUUUUUCUUAAUAUCGAUAGAAAAAACGCACGUUUUUCACAACACAUCAUUGUUUAAGAGGAAUA
Molecule: messenger RNA, 1618 nt
Organism: Gordionus sp. m RMFG-2023
Lineage: Eukaryota; Metazoa; Nematomorpha; Gordioida; Chordodea; Parachordodidae
Product: GATA zinc finger domain-containing protein 14-like
Exons: 7
Coding region: 9-1544 (511 amino acids)
Source: RefSeq, a predicted model, not a curated record